GACCGUGUGUGAAACUGUAUAUUUACUCAAACCUUGGCGAGUUACCUAACUAUACAGGUGCUUGUUGGCGAAUUUGCACAGCUGACGCGACUACUUCUGAAAGCAGGUUUUAAUAUUAUACAGGGGGGAAAAUGGACAGAACUGUUAGCCUUCCGAAUCAGCCUGACAAAAUGACCACAGUGACCCUGGUUGAGAGCAGCAACGCUCCCGGUGGACUGGAACUAGUCAGCUCAUACCAGACCAACAGAGUAGGAGACCCCAUGGACCUGGUAUCCCUGGCAGCACAAGUGCAGAGGGGAGAUGAAUUUGUCAAAGCCAAUGCCUGCAACAAACUGACAGUCAUUGCUGACCAGAUCAGAUACCUACAGCAACAGGCCAGAAAGGUUUUAGAAGAUGCUAAAAAUGAUGCUGAGCUCCACCACGCAGCCUGCAACAUUGUGAAAAAACCAGGGAACAUGUACUACCUCUAUCAAAGACCUUCUGGACAGAAAUACUUCUCCAUCAUCUCUCCUAAGGAAUGGGGCCCAGGAUGCCCUCAUCCAUUCAUCGGUGGAUACAAACUUCAGAAUGACAUGUCCUGGACUCCCCUGGAUGAGGUGGAAAAGAGAGAUGGAGAGAUUGCCAUUAUGGAUAAACUUCUUAGCCAGCAAACUGCCUUGCCACCUUGCACAGAACCCAACUUUGAGAGCAUCACUAAGUUAACGGGCUAGUGGAGCUGGACUAGAACCCCCCCUUUUUUUUUAAGACUCAAAUAAUACAUCUUAAUGUACACUAAGGGCCAGAUGUUAAUAUGAACUGUGCAAAGUGUCCUUAUCGUGGAGAUACUGUUAAAGGAACUUUUAAUGACUUCGUCAUGUGCAUGCUGCUCUAACUCUGAACAGUGCACACUGCAAAUUUUUGUCCAUGUUCACUAAAUACUUGAAACACUUCCGUUUUUUUCCAGUAAAUGUAAAUUAAAAAUAUUCUCAGUUGUGGAGUUUUCAUAAAAACUCAAGACCAGAUCUACAAGAGAUGAAAAGCAUUUUCUUAUAUGCCAUCACAUCAAGGAUUUAAUACCAGUGUUACCUUCGUUUGCCAUCAGUUUAGAGUCAUUGCAACAGCUUAUGAAUUAUUUCGGUUUAAUAAUGUAGGUAUUAAUAAUGUACAACUCAUUGUCAUACAGACUGGUAAUGCUGCAGCUGUGAAAUUAUCAAUAAAGGUUCUGUGCAACUAAUAAAGCAACUUGUCAUUUUUAGACAAACCAAGAAAGUACAUUUUGUGGUUUAUUUGGGAAAU
Molecule: messenger RNA, 1275 nt
Organism: Lampris incognitus (smalleye Pacific opah)
Lineage: Eukaryota; Metazoa; Chordata; Actinopteri; Lampriformes; Lampridae
Gene: c2h1orf50
Product: chromosome 2 C1orf50 homolog
Exons: 5
Coding region: 132-710 (192 amino acids)
Source: RefSeq, a predicted model, not a curated record